AACAGCUUGAACCCCAAAAAUGGAAUCUGGUUCUAGUUUCACAACAAAAACACCAGUUUUCAAUGGCCAUAACUACCCAGUUUGGUCAGUCAAGAUGAAGGCUUAUCUAAGAGCUUUCGACCUAUGGGAAGUGGUGGAAACCGACCAACAACCACCACCUUUAAGGUCGAAUCCCACCUUGGUUCAGAUAAAGCAGCAUACUGAAGAAGUUACAAAAAGGUAUAAAGCCUUGACUUGCAUUCAUUCUACCGUAACUGAUGAGAUUUUUGACAGAAUUAUGCGCUGUGAAACAGCCAAAGAAGCCUGGGACUUGUUGAAGCUAGAGUUUCAGGGUGACGCCAAGGGAAUUCAGAUGCACGUUUUGAAUCUGAAAAGGGAAUUUGCUGUUUUGAAGAUGAAUGAGUCUAAAAUUGUCAAAGAGUUUUCAGAUAGAAUAAUGAAGAUUAUGAAUCGAAUUAGAUUGCUGGGUGAUGAAGAACUCUCUGAUAAGAGGGUUGUUGAGAAGGUGCUGGUUAGUUUGCCAGAAAAAUUUGAGCGCAAGAUUUCCUCUUUGGAAGACUCCAAGGAUCUUUCCAAAAUUCCCUUAACUGAACUUAUCAACUCUUUACAAGCUAUUGAACAGAGAAAAGCGUUAAGGUCCGAAAGCAAUGUUGAAGGUGCUUUCUUGGCUAUCGAAAAAGGUGAAAGCCAACAAAAAGAAGGAGCAAAGAAGCUGUUUUCUAACAAGAAAUGGAAAGAAAAGAAAAAAAAAAUUCAAAGAGAUUUCAAGGGUGGUAGAUACAAGGGUAAAAAGGAGUCAUUUCCUCAUAUUCACUACAAAAAGACAACUCACACAGAAAAUUUUCGCUGGUUCAGACCUGGUGUUCAAUGCAGUGGAUGUACUCACCAUAUGACUCCAAAUGAGAGCUGCUUCAAAAGCCUUGAUGAGAGUUUUACCUUUAAAGUUAGAUUGGGUAAUGGAGAGCUAGUAGAAGUCAAAGGAAGGGGAGUAGCAAUUGUUGAUACACCAACGGCUUGUGUGAGUACUAUUGAUAAUUCUUGUGUCUGGCAUAAGAGGUUUGGUCACUCUAGUUAUCAAUCUUUGCUGUUGAUGCAAAAAAACAGCAUGGUUUCUGGUAUGCCUCUUGUUCAUGUUGAUGAACAUGUUUGUAAAGUGUGUGAGCUCGGUAAGCAAUCUCAAUUGCCUUUUCCAUCUGGUCAGGCUCAUAGAGCUUCUAUGAAGUUGCAGCUAGUUCACACUGACAUUUGUGAUCCUACGAAGACUACUUCUUUGAAUGGAAAUAGAUAUUUCCUGACUUUCAUUGAUGAUUUUAGCAGAUUUUGUUGGGUGUUUUUUCUAAAACAGAAAUCUGAGGUAUUUGAUGUUUUCACCAAGUUCAAAGCCUUGGUUGAAAAUGAGUGUGGCUUGACCAUUAAAACACUUAGAUCUGAUAAUGCAGCUGAGUAUACUGCUCAUAGAUUCCAGCAGAACAGAUUGCCAACAAAAGCUAUUGAAGGCAAAACUCCAUUUGAAACUUGGUCAAGGAACAAACCUGCUGUAGAUCAUUUGAAAGUUUUUGGUUGCAUUUGCUAUGUGUUUAUACUAGAUGAAAAGAGAGGCAAGCUGGAUGAAAGGGCAAAUGCUUGUGUUUUUAUUGCAUGGGAUUGGGAAAAAUCCCAAGUACCAAACUCAGAUCAGGUUUCUAAAUUGCAUGACAGACCAGAACUUGAAGCAGAUUUUGAUGAUGCAACCAAUGAAUCAGAUUUAAUUGAUGAUGCACCAGUGAGAGGAACUAGAACCCUGGAAGAUAUUUAUAGUAGAUGCAAUUUGUCUACUAUUGAGCCCUCAAAUUUUUAUGAGGCUACAAAUUCGGAUGCAUGGAGAGCAGCAAUGGAGGAGGAGCUCAAAAUGAUUGAAAAAAAUGACAGCUGGACUUUGGUUGACAGACCAAAAAAUAAAAACAUCAUAGGUGUUAAAUGGAUAUAUAGGGUCAAGAUGAAUCCUAAUGGCACCAUCAACAAAUAUAAGGCAAGAUUGGUGGUGAAAGGUUACUCUCAAUUGGCUGGAAUUGAUUUUACUGAGACCUUUGCACCUAUAGCAAGACAUGAGACUAUCAGAUUAUUGUUGGCUCUUGCAGCACACAAAGGCUGGAGUGUCUUCCAUCUUGAUGUCAAAUCAGCAUUUUUGAAUGGCAAAUUGGAAGAAGAAAUAUUUGUUGAGAAGCUAGAAGGGUUUGUACAAGAUGGUGCAGAGAAUAAAGUAUAUUUGCUUAAGAAGGCCUUGAACAGGCUAAAACAAGCUCCUAGAGCUUGGAACUGCAAAAUUUAUGAUCACUUGCUGAGUCUUGGGUUUGAAAAGAGUCUAAGUGAGGCUACUCUUUAUGUGAAAAAGAAGAAUGGAGUACUUGUUAUAGUCUCCAUAUAUGUUGAUGAUUUGCUGGUCAUAGGAAAUGAUGAAGCUGCUUUGAAUCGGUUCAAGAUUGACAUGCUGCAAACUCUUGACAUGAAUGAUCUGGGCAAAAUGACAUAUUUUCUUGGUAUGGAGAUAGAUCAGUCCAGCAAAGGCAUUUUUAUUUGUCAAAGAAAUUAUACAGGUGAGAUUUUGAGCAAAUUUGCUAUGUCAAAUUGCAGGCCAGUUAGUACUCCUUCUGUGUCAGGAGUUAAAUACCAAGCCAUUGAUGGUUCAGCAAAUGUUGAUGCAGGGGUAUAUAGAAGUAUGAUUGGGAGCCUUCUAUACUUAUAUGCUACCAGACCUGAUAUAAUGCAUGCUGUUAGUUUGCUUUCAAGGUUUAUGCAUUCACCUACUGAAGUUCAUCUCAAAGGGUCUGAGGAUGAUAUGAAAAGCACCACUGGUUUUUGUUUCACUCUUGGAUCAGGUGUUAUAAGCUGGUGUUCUCAGAAGCAAGAUGCACUUGCACAUUCCACUGCAGAAGCUGAAUAUAUAGCUGCUGCAACUGCUGUGGAUCAGGCUAUUUGGUUGAGGAAAUUGUUGGUUGAUGUUCAUCAUGCUCAAUCCAAUCCUACUGAAAUGUUGUGUGAUAGUAAAGCUGCAGUUGCUAUUGCUAGAAAUCCAGUUUUUCAUGGAAAGACAAAACAUUUUAAACUGAGGUAUCAUAUUGUUAGAGUUGCAGAAAAUGAUGGCGAGAUUGUUAUGGUGCACUGCUCCUCUGAAGAAAAUGUUGCUGAUAUUUUUACUAAGGGCUUACAGAAGAUCAGAUUUGAAGCUCUUAGAAACAAGCUUGGCGUUUGCAGCUUGGAUGCCAAGGACGAGUGUUGAAUGGAGUUCAGAUUUUUGUAGUAUUCGAAGUACUGUGCCAUCACAAGCUGCAACAAUUCAGUGUCUGAUUUUUGAUGUAAUUUGAGCUUUGGUUUGGUAGCUUUUUGUUAACCUUCUGUCAGUAUAGACACUUGAGUAGGGGGCCAAAAUUAAGCUACCUGUAGUUUGGUAAACUACUCUUCCUCUUUCCCGAAAGCUUGUGUUUAUUUUGUAUAAAAGCAAAAAUCAAUGACAAUUUCAGUGUUCUGCUCAUUUUUCUCUCUGUUUUUUCUCUCCAUUUUUUCCUUUGAGCAAAAAUGUUACACUCGAGAGUUACAAUGUAGGAGUAGUUUGCCAUGAAGAGUUGCAAAGCUGUUAAUACUUCACUGGCUCCAGGAGAAAAAUUCAAAAAUGAAGUUCAGUUAAUCUACUUCUAGUUCAGAGGAGCAGAUGGUUGAUAUUUUUACAAAGUGGUCGCAGAAGUCCAGUUCUUGGGAAGCUUGCCAUUGAUUAUCAGGCAUGAAGCAGGCUCCUGUUAUCAGAAUUCAUGUGUUUAUAAAUGAGGGUAUUUCUUACAAGAUUUUUUACAGUUCUGUGACUCCUAUAGAAGCAGAUUCUUUUUUUCUUUUUUUCUUUUUUUUUGUAAUUUGUUUUGCGUUUUUCUGUGUCUCUUUUCUUGGCGUUUAUCUCCAAAGUGGAAUGUUCAGUCAAAUCUAUCAAUCCUGUCAUUCUUGGGGUUUGGGUUUUUUAUGAUGUUUCUUUUGCAGGUUUUUGAUUGCGUGCAGGAUUGAGGGUUUUGUCGUUGAUUUUUUUUAUUUUCAUUGUUUUUGGUUAGGAGCAUAUGCAUUUACUCAAGGAGUUGAGUUUUGUGGGGAUUUUAGAGACUUGUAUGCUAAGUUUUGCAUUUCAGACUGAUGAUCAGACUGUUGUCUUUCUCAUUACUCCUUUUUUUUUUUGGGAGGGGGUGAGGGUGGUGGAUUUUUGUGGCUUGUGAUGGGGAGUUCUGUUGAACCAAAGAGUUACUUGAUGUGUCGUUUGUUGGGGAAGAAAAAGCCUUUGCAGGUCUUCUUGAUUGAACGUCUCUUUCUUAUCAUCUAUAUCUUUUAUGUGCAUAACUUAAUGUACUGCAUCUAUAAUUUUUUUUGAAAUCUCUUGUUUCUCAUUAAUUUAUUGGGUUAUACUUUUCAACUUGGCUCAUAAUUUUAUACUGCAUGAAAGUCUGCACUUUUGCUCUAUGCUGUUUCAUCAUGUUGUCUUUGGCCCUUUAGGUGAAAUAUCAAGUGAACUGAGCUGGCUGUUCAAUAAUGAUGUGCUACAUUU
Rubroshorea leprosula is the source of this 4555-nucleotide messenger RNA. The record is from the annotation of a GenBank genome assembly. Lineage: Eukaryota; Viridiplantae; Streptophyta; Magnoliopsida; Malvales; Dipterocarpaceae.